Molecule: messenger RNA, 2946 nt
Organism: Tyto alba (common barn owl)
Lineage: Eukaryota; Metazoa; Chordata; Aves; Strigiformes; Tytonidae
Gene: ZYX
Product: zyxin
Exons: 10
Coding region: 299-1963 (554 amino acids)
Biological process (GO): integrin-mediated signaling pathway; transforming growth factor beta receptor signaling pathway
Source: RefSeq, a predicted model, not a curated record
UGAGAUUGGGUAAACAGCUCCGGCCCGGCAGCGGCGCUCCGAUUGGCUGCCGGCCUCCGCGGCCCGGGGAGGCAGGGCCGCGCCGCCCGCCCGCCCGCGGGCGGUGGCCGGGUAGGGCUGGCGGCGAGGCGGAGGCGAGGGCCCGCCCAGCGGCAGGACAGGAAGGCCUCAGCAGAUGCUAACAAAUAAGGAGGAAAAAAGAAAGGAAAUUCCAGGAAUGCAAGAGAAGGUGAACUUGGUGAAUCUCUGACAGCCACACUGAGAGUAUGCAGGUUCCUCGCUAUCAGGUGCUGAGAAGAUGGCCUCCCCAGGUGCCCCGGGGACCCGCAUGACAUCCACAGUCAGUAUCAACAUUUCUACCCCUUCCUUCUACAACCCACAGAAGAAGUUUGCACCUGUGGUUGCCCCUAAACCAAAAGUGAAUCCCUUCAAGGCUGGGGGUGCAUCGGAGUCGUCACUGCCCCCGCCUCCUGGAGCUGGUACCCAGCGUGCUCAGAUAGGGAAGGUGGGGGAGAUUCCGUCCGCAUCCAUGCCCCUGCUGGCAGAAGAGCUGCCACUGCCACCGCCUCCCCCACCUGGAGAGGAGGCAAGUUUCUCCUCAAACUGUGCUUUUCCUCCACCCCCACCACCCUUUGAAGAGCCUUUUCCACCAGCCCCAGAAGAAGUUUUUCCUUCUCCUCCACUUCCGCCGAUGUUUGAUGAAGGGCCUGUGAGCAAGGUACCUGCCCCACAGAUAUCUCCAGGAUCCACAGGUUCUCUGGAGAAACGAUCAGCCCCAAAAGCCCAUGUGGAAAUACCAUCUGCACCCAGAGAUACUCCUCCUUCCUUUCAUUCCAAAUUUACUCCAAAGCCAAGUGGAAGCUUAUCUUUCAAGCCCCCCGGAGUGGAUUUUUCUGCCUCCCCAACCCCAUGGGCAGCCCCACAGCAACAAAAGGAGCCCCUAGGACCAGUCCCUCCCUCCCACUUUGUCCCUCCUGCUCAGCCUACGCCUAAAUUCACCCCACUUGCUGUUGCUAGCUCUCCUAAGUCUGGGUCUAAAUCAGGAGUCAACAUUCCCAUGGCUCCCUCAAACGCUACGAGAUAUCCUACCUCCCUUCAGACUCAGUUCACAGCCCCUUCACCUUCAGGUCCCUCCUCGCAGCCACAGCCUCUGAAUUUCACCUAUGCCCAGCAGAGGGAAGGACCCCGAGUACAGGAGGAGCCGCAUCCCACAGAACAACCUGCUCCUGCAAAAGACGUGCAUAGACCCACGGGCUCCCGUUCAGAUCCACCUAGGGGAAAUUCCUGUCUGACCAUGAAGGAGGUAGAAGAGCUGGAGAUGUUGACCCAGAAACUAAUGAAGGAUAUGGAGCAGCCACCCCCAGCAGAGGCUGCUACCUCUGAGUUCUGCGGCUUCUGCCAGAAGCCUCUGUCACGAACCCAGCCAGCUGUGAGGGCCCUGGAGUGCCUCUUCCACGUGGAAUGCUUCACUUGCUUCAAAUGUGAGAAGCAGCUGCAGGGGCAGCAGUUCUACAAUGUGGAUGAGAAGCCCUUCUGCGAGGACUGCUAUGCUGGGACCUUGGAGAAGUGCAGUGUCUGCAAACAGACCAUCACAGACCGGAUGCUGAAGGCCACUGGUAACUCCUACCAUCCCCAGUGCUUCACCUGCGUGAUAUGCCAUACCCUUCUUGAGGGGGCCUCUUUUAUUGUGGACCAGGCCAACCAGCCUCACUGCGUGGAUGACUACCACAGGAAGUAUGCUCCACGCUGUUCAGUCUGUAGUGAGCCGAUCAUGCCAGAGCCUGGAAAGGAUGAAACAGUGCGUGUGGUGGCAUUGGAGAAAAAUUUCCACAUGAAAUGUUAUAAGUGUGAGGACUGUGGGAAGCCUUUGUCCAUUGAAGCAGAUGAGAAUGGGUGCUUUCCACUGGAUGGGCACGUGCUGUGUAUCAAAUGUCACACUGUUCGUGCCAAAAUGGCACGCUGAGGAGCUUGGAGUGGGCUUACCUUUGAGACCCCUGCACUCAAUACUCUCCCCCUCCCCACCAUUGUCCUAUCCCUCUUCCUGAUAAGGCAGAUUGCUACCAAUGGAAACUAUGCCAGCACAGUUCUUUACUCAUGUCUUCACUCUGCACACCCACCAAGAAAGGACCUCCUGUCACCUCUUCCUGGCCACAGUGUAUUCCAGGCUGGGGGGGGCUGCGAUCCAGGUGAGUGCACCAUCUGUGUUCCCUCAAGACUCUGGAGGAGAAAGACCAGACCUCCACCACCUCCUGGUGGAAGGAGCAAGAAUGACCUGGUGGCAGGUUCUGGGAAAGGCUGAGUGUUCCACAGAGCCAAGAACCAUGAUUCGACUCACAAGGUGGAAGCCUCCAUCUCAACACCACUUCUGUCUUCGAUUUUUUUUUUUUUUUUUUUUUUUUUUCCUUGUGACACCUCCUCUUACCCUGCCCCUUCACUUCUGGGUUAGAGCAAGGAGGUGGAACAUAUUGGGAAUCUCUGUUAUUGUUGCUGUAAGAAGCUAACCUACUAUAGCUUUUCUGUGUCUAAUGGAUUUUAUUGGCUUUUUUUUUUUUUUCCAUAGCCAGAUUAAACUGGCAGUGUUUGGAAUUCUGCUCUGUUCCUGAGUUUGGAAACUUUUUUUAAACAAUCUUUUUCCCUCCCCAACAUGAAUCCUUUCCCAGUGUGGUUUCUGGACAGCCAGGCUGGGCACCAGAGUAGCAAAGCAGUCCAAAGAAUGCUUGUUUACAAAUAAAGACCGUCGUAAGGAUGGGCAGCACGUGGUGAGGUGACAGCACUGGUGUCAGUGAAAGCUGCACUGUGAUUGUGAUGUACUGUCUGGCUCUAAGUGUUGCUGCACUGAGCCCCAUUUCCUGGACUAGAAAAUCUCAAACUGAAUCAACCUUUUGAAUAACUACGCUGUUCGACCACUGUUUGCAUUCAAUAAAAUGUGGGGUUUUUUUCCAUUAA